Molecule: messenger RNA, 1050 nt
Organism: Castor canadensis (American beaver)
Lineage: Eukaryota; Metazoa; Chordata; Mammalia; Rodentia; Castoridae
Source: RefSeq, a predicted model, not a curated record
GUUUGGCAAGCAUCGAAAAGAUGACAAGAUUGAGAAAACUGGUAGAAUAAAACUCCCGGACUCCUUUACGUCAGAAGAGGAGAGGAAGCGGAUGAAGCAGGAGCAGGAGAGGAUCCAAGCAAAAACUCGAGAAUUUCGGGAGCGCCAGGCUCGAGAGCGUGAUUAUGCUGAAAUCCAAGAUUAUCACCGGACAUUUGGCUGUGAUGACGAGUUGAUGUACGGGGGAAUGUCUUCCUAUGAAGGUUCCGUGGCUCUCAACACCAGACCCCAGAGCCCAAGAGAAGGGCACAUGAUGGAUGCUUUGUACGCCCAAGUGAAGAAGCCGCGGAAUUCCAAACCUUUACCUGCAGACAGCAACCGAUCAGCUCCUAGCAACCAUGAUCGGAUACAGCGUCUGCGGCAGGAGUUUCAGCAAGCCAAGCAGGAUGAAGAUGUGGAAGAUCGGCGACGCACCUACAGCUUCGAACAACCCUGGCCCAGCUCCAGGCCAGCAGCACAGAGCGGCCGGCACUCGGUGUCCGUGGAGGUUCAAGUGCAGCGGCAGCGGCAGGAGGAGCGUGAGAGCUUCCAGCAGGCCCAACGCCAGUACAGCUCACUGCCCAGGCAAAGCAGGAAGAAUGCCAGCUCUGCCUCCCAGGAGUCCUGGGAGCAAAGCUGCCCCCCUGGCGAAGGCUUCCAGAGUGCCAAGGAGAACCCCAGGUACUCCAGCUACCAGGGAUCCAGAAACGGCUACCUGGGUGGUCAUGGCUUCAACGCAAGGGUCAUGCUGGAGACCCAGGAGCUCCUGCGCCAGGAACAGAGGCGGAAGGAGCAGCAGAUGAAGAAGCUGCCCCCUCCCGAGGGGCCCAGCAACUAUGACUCAUAUAAGAAAGUGCAGGACCCCAACUACCCCCCUCCCAAGGGGCCCUUCCGGCAAGAUGUGCCCCCAUCCCCUUCUCAGGUUGCCAGGCUGAACAGACUCCAGACACCCGAGAAGGGGAGGCCCUUCUACUCCUGAGCACGAGGACAACGGAGCUUCAUGUCACGCAAUAAAGGACAUUUUCCUAUGAA